AUGUCAUCUGACGCCACUCUAGGAAACAGCCCCAUGGCGCCCAUCAAGAUCGAAUCAGAAUCCCCCGACGACAUGCCUAUCAAGAUCGAAUCAGAAUCCCCCGACGACAUGCCCAUUAAGAUCGAAUCGGAAUCCCCCGACGACAGACCCAUGAGGAUGAAGUCAGAGUCCCCAGACGACAGACCCAUGAGGAUGAAGUCAGAAUCCCCCGACGACAUGGUACCCAUCAAGAUUGAAUCAGAAUCACCCCCCAACAUGGGACCGACGCCAUGGAAAUUAACAACGGGAACUUGA
Molecule: messenger RNA, 294 nt
Organism: Sordaria macrospora k-hell
Lineage: Eukaryota; Fungi; Ascomycota; Sordariomycetes; Sordariales; Sordariaceae
Source: RefSeq, a predicted model, not a curated record